AUGUUUCCUGAAGAAGCUCUCUUAUCAUCUGGAACUGAAACUGGAGAUCUUCUCCGACCAUUCUCUUAUGCAGGUUCGUCUCUUUCAAUCGUGAGUCGACAGGUUGUCGAGUUCUGCGUUCUUGGAACAGAUAAUCUUCCCAGGACUCUUUUGAUGUACUUCUCAAAUACUCAAUCUGGCCACUUGAACUAUUUUCCAACCGUCCUCUGUAAUUCUCACCAGUUCAACAAGACGGUCCUUAACGACAACCUACUAUAUGCCAUAGUUGACAAGCCUCCCAAAGAACAGCCCCAGUUCCUUGGCCCCUCUGAUUACGUUCUCAUGAUCGAGAGUGGAGCAGCCUUCGCAACAAGAUUUCAGUUGAACGAUCCAGUGCUCAACCGAAUUGAUACUGAGAUCUUGAACCGUGGCCCUGGACACAUCGUGCCCGGUGGGUGGUGUUUGGGGGAGCCGGGGAAUGAUACAUGUCUAGUAUGGGGAGAUGCAGAUGUAGUUAGGCCUGGUUCAGGAGCAAGAAGACUUGAAAAACGAAUUGUUGGGUUGCUUUCAAAUGGUACAUUUAGAAGGAAUAGGUGUGUAGUUGUUGAAUGA
Molecule: messenger RNA, 591 nt
Organism: Cucurbita maxima (winter squash)
Lineage: Eukaryota; Viridiplantae; Streptophyta; Magnoliopsida; Cucurbitales; Cucurbitaceae
Product: beta-glucuronosyltransferase GlcAT14A-like
Exons: 1
Coding region: 1-591 (196 amino acids)
Cellular component (GO): membrane
Molecular function (GO): glucuronosyltransferase activity
Source: RefSeq, a predicted model, not a curated record